CCAUACCCUUGCUGUAUAAAACCCUUGGAAGAUUACGGACGCUCUCUUUUACUUUCUUUCUUUCUCUUCUUCAUCGAUUUUGGUCUGAAACUGAAAAAUAGAAGAAACGGCAAUAAUGGCGGAGGUGAAACCUGAGAUUGAAGUAACUGAAGGAGAAGUAGCACCAGUACCAGAAGUGGCGGCUGAGAAAAAACCAAAUCGAUUAGAUAGGAGAUGGACGUUGUGGUGUGAUAAUCAAUCCAAACCUAAACAAGGUGCUGCUUGGGGUAGUUCUCUUCGUAAGGUGUUUACCUUUGACACUGUGGAGGAUUUCUGGUGUUUGUAUGAUCAGAUAAUUAAGCCUAGCAAGUUGGUUGGAAAUGCUGAUUUCCAUUUAUUCAGAGAUGGGGUUGAACCCAAGUGGGAAGAUCCGGAGUGUGCUAGUGGUGGCAAGUGGUCUGUAUCAUGCAAAAGGGCUAGUCUUGACUCCAUUUGGCUAGAAACUUUGAUGGCUCUGGUUGGAGAGCAAUUUGACGAGGGCGAUGAAAUCUGUGGUGCUGUUGCCAGUGUGCGAACGAGGCAGGACAAGGUCGCACUUUGGACUAGGACAGCAUCCAAUGAAGCGACUCAGAUGAGCAUUGGAAGGAGAUGGAAAGAUAUUAUUGACGUUACUGACAAGAUUUCAUAUAGCGUUCAUGAAGAUGCUAAAAGGGAAAGAUCAGUGAAAAGUCGAUACAGUGUUUAAGCAUUCUUAGAUCAUUUGGUUCUGAGAAUCUAUGAAUUUUGCUUUUUCAUCUUUCAAUGAGAGAACAUUGUGCUUACAUUUACAAAAUUAACGAACAUUGGAUGUAAUGAAUUAAUGUUAAAUUCAAGUUUGGUGUUUGAGAUUGAUUUCUAAUUUAAGGUUCGUUUAACGAGUUUGUCUUA
Molecule: messenger RNA, 906 nt
Organism: Papaver somniferum (opium poppy)
Lineage: Eukaryota; Viridiplantae; Streptophyta; Magnoliopsida; Ranunculales; Papaveraceae
Product: eukaryotic translation initiation factor-like
Exons: 5
Coding region: 116-724 (202 amino acids)
Biological process (GO): translational initiation
Cellular component (GO): eukaryotic translation initiation factor 4F complex; cytoplasm
Molecular function (GO): translation initiation factor activity; RNA 7-methylguanosine cap binding
Source: RefSeq, a predicted model, not a curated record